AUGGCUCGACAUCGGGACGUGAGAAAUAGGACAUUUUCCGAUGACUACGACUACGACGAUAUUUACGGUAAUUCAGUAGAAGAUGAAAGUUAUUUGUCGCCUAGUGAUAGUUCUCAGUGGAUUUACGAUCGAAGUCGAAAUCAACAGGCCAUAGCACACUUUAUGGAGAGCCACAAUAAUAUUCAGGAGGAAGCUGAAGAAGAUUUAGCCGCCUCGAGCCAUUCCACACUCGAUAGACGAGACUCUGUAGAUUUACGCAGCCUAAAUCUGGAUGAGGAGGAGGAAGCCAAACUCAUGUCAUGUUUAGAUGAGCUAAGAAAUGUUAUUGGUGAAACUGUUGCUGAUAAUAUACUCAUACAAACUGUCAUAAAACACAAAUUUGACUGUGCCAAAUCCCUUGACGAAAUUCUCAACAGAAAAAGUAAUGAAUCUGAUGUACCGAAGUCUGAGCCUGUAAAGACUCAACCAAUUGUUGUAAUAGAUUCAAUUAAAGCUCCUGUUAUAACAACUGUAGAAAAUACUCCAAAACUUAUAACAACAAAUAUUGAAGCAAAGAAAGUUGGUAUUGUCAAAGGAUUUAAAAUUAGUCAAAAUAGCAGUUCAGGCAGCGGUCCUCAGACACCUCGAGACCAGUCCCCAUGUACUGAGAGGGUAUCAAGGACUGAACAAGCUGAUGAAGUAAGAGUGACACCUAAAGUGAAGGAGAACAAACUUGAUCCAAACACUCAAUAUUCAAACGAGAGAGGGUCAGAUAAAGACCACUUAUACAUAGUCAUCAUUGGUCAUGUUGAUGCUGGAAAGUCUACUCUCAUGGGACGAUUGCUCUGUGAUCUGGGUGAAGUGAGUAAAAAAACAUUGCAUAAGUAUGAGCAAGAAAGUAAGAAAAUUGGAAAACAGAGUUUUAUGUAUGCCUGGGUGCUAGAUGAGACUGGCGAGGAGAGAGUCAGAGGCAUCACAAUGGAUGUAGGAAGAGCACAAUUUGAGACUAAGACUAAAAAAGUAAUUAUUCUUGAUGCACCUGGACAUGCAGAUUUCAUUCCUAAUAUGAUAACUGGUGCUGGACAAGCCGAUGUUGCAUUGCUUGUAGUUGAUGCUACUAGGGGAGAAUUUGAGUCAGGUUUUGAUCUUGGUGGUCAGACAAGAGAACAUGCUCUUUUAGUGAGAUCUCUAGGUGUGAGUCAACUGGCAGUGGCUGUUAAUAAAUUAGACACAACUAAUUGGUCAAAGGAGCGGUUCAAUGAGAUUACUAAAAAGCUGAAAGUCUUCCUGAAGCAAGCUGGUUUUAAGGACUCUGAUGUGACUUAUGUUCCAUGUUCAGGGCUAACUGGUGAAAACUUGAUAAAACCACCUACAGAGGCUGAGUUAUUGAAUUGGUAUGACGGACCCUGUCUUCUAGAUGUUAUAGACAAAUUGAAAGUACCUGAUAGACCUGUAUCAAAACCAUUACGUUUAUCUAUUAAUGAUGUUUAUAAAGGUACAGGCUCUGGGUUUUGUGUAGCUGGCCGUAUCGAAAAUGGCAUCAUCAAUAAAGGUGACAAAGUAUUGGUUUGUCCAAGUAAAGAAAUGGCAGAAGUUAGAGGCAUAAGUAUCAAUGAGAUGUCAAGUAAUGUUGCUUUUGCUGGUGACCAAGUGAGUGUGACACUAUCAGGAGUGGACAUGCAAAAUGUUUUAAUAGGAUAUGUGUUGAGUGAUCCUGUCCAACAAGUACCUGUAACUACAAGAUUUGAGGCUAGAAUUGUGGUAUUUAAUGUAAAAGUACCAAUUACAAAAGGAUUUCCCGUUCUUAUUCAUCACCAGUCCUUAGUGGAGCCUGCAAAUAUAAUCAAGUUGAAAUCAUUGUUAAAUAAAAGUACAGGAGAGUUACUAAAGAAGAACCCUCGUUGUCUGGGUAAUAAUUGUGUAGCAGUGGUUGAGAUCGAGGUUAGCCGGCCCAUUUGUGUAGAAAGAUACAAGGAUGUCAAAGAACUAGGGCGUGUAAUGCUCCGUGUUGGUGGUACAACAAUUGCUGCUGGUCUCAUCACUGAUAUAGUAAACACUUGA
Messenger RNA from Arctia plantaginis, 2040 nucleotides. Lineage: Eukaryota; Metazoa; Arthropoda; Insecta; Lepidoptera; Erebidae. The record is from the annotation of a GenBank genome assembly.